GCGGCGCUGGGGCCGCCUUCCCACACUCUCUGGCUCAACUCUCGGCCGCGGUGUUUCCGUUCCUCUCCCUGGUCGUCGCCUCCUGCUCGGCUCCUCUCCUCCUUUCUCGCUCUGCUGCUCUGCGGUGUGACGAGGCUGAAUCCUCUCCCCACUCGGUUCGCGCCUUCCCCGCCUCUCUCUCUCUCCUCUCUCGCGCCGCUCCAUUUCUCCGGUUCGGCUGCCGCCGCCACUGCUGCUCAGCUGGUGUCGGUGCCGCGCGUUUCCCCCACGUCGUCCCCGCAGCCUAUGGCCCAGGCCGCCUUGGGUAUUUCUGCUCAAGGUAACCACAUCCCUCUUUAAAAAUUCCGCCGAAAAAGAGAAGACGCUUUACCCGACUCUUUGGGCCGUUAUCUCACGGCGAACUUUCUGACCGAGUAUACAACUACCCAGAAGGCCUAGGAGAAGUGCUGUAUAGAGAGCAGUUCGACUUCAACGCUGAGCCACCUUGGGAACCUAGCUGAUGAUAGGGGGGUUCCAUCUCCUAACUUGUCCAUACAAGGGUCUCCUAGGCUGGCUUCACUCCUUAUGUGGUUGAGGAAGAACUUGAACUUAGGAUCCUGCUGCUGUCACCUCUCAAAUGCUGGGGCAUGUUACAACUACUGUUUGAGAAGUUACUAAAUGACAUCACUCGAAGCCAGCGGGGUUGGUGCCUAUUCAAAUCAUUUCACCAAGUCACAACCUUUUUGUUGCAUAUUCUAAGGACCCAGACAUAGGCUUGGUGGCCCGUCUCUUGUUUUUCCUGGUUUAUGACUUUCGGCUUUGUGGAAUACGGCUGAGAUGAAAGGAUUUAUUGACGAUGCAAACUACUCCGUUGGCCUGUUGGAUGAAGGAACAAACCUUGGAAAUGUUAUUGAUAACUAUGUUUAUGAACAUACCCUGACAGGAAAAAAUGCUUUCUUUGUGGGGGACCUUGGGAAGAUCGUGAAGAAGCACAGCCAGUGGCAGAGUCUGGUGGCUCAGAUAAAGCCCUUUUACACAGUGAAGUGCAACUCCACCCCAGCUGUGCUCGAGAUCCUGGCGGCUCUCGGAACUGGGUUUGCUUGUUCCAGCAAAAAUGAAAUGGCCCUAGUCCAAGAAUUGGGUGUAUCUCCAGAAAACAUCAUUUACACAAGUCCUUGUAAGCAGGUGUCUCAGAUAAAGUAUGCAGCGAAAGUUGGAGUAAAUAUCAUGACAUGUGACAAUGAAAUUGAAUUAAAGAAAAUUGCAAGGAAUCACCCAAAUGCCAAGGUCUUACUACAUAUUGCAACAGAGGAUAAUAUUGGAGGUGAAGAUGGUAACAUGAAGUUCGGCACUACACUGAAGAACUGUAGGCAUCUUUUGGAAUGUGCCAAGGAACUUGAUGUCCAAAUAAUUGGGGUGAAAUUUCAUGUUUCAAGUGCUUGCAAAGAAUAUCAAGUAUAUGUGCAUGCUCUAUCUGAUGCUCGGUGUGUGUUUGACAUGGCUGGAGAAUUUGGCUUUACAAUGAACAUGUUAGACAUCGGUGGAGGCUUCACAGGAACUGAAAUUCAGUUGGAAGAGGUUAAUCAUGUUAUCAGUCCUCUGUUGGAUAUUUACUUCCCUGAAGGAUCUGGCAUUCAGAUAAUUUCAGAACCUGGAAGCUACUAUGUAUCUUCUGCGUUUACACUUGCAGUUAAUAUUAUUGCUAAGAAAGUUGUUGAAAAUAAUAAAUUUUCCUCUGGAGUAGACAAAAACGGGAGUGGUGAGCCAGCCUUCGUGUAUUACGUGAAUGAUGGUGUUUAUGGUUCUUUUGCGAGUAAACUUUCUGAGGACUUAAAUACCAUUCCAGAGGUUCACAAGAAAUACAAGGAAGAUGAGCCUCUGUUUACAAGCAGCCUUUGGGGUCCAUCCUGUGAUGAGCUUGAUCAAAUUGUAGAAAGCUGCCUUCUUCCUGAGCUGAAUGUGGGAGAUUGGCUUAUCUUUGAUAACAUGGGAGCAGAUUCUUUCCAUGAACCAUCUGCUUUUAAUGAUUUUCAGAGGCCAGCUAUUUAUUACAUGAUGUCAUUCAGUGAUUGGUAUGAGAUGCAAGAUGCUGGAAUUACUUCAGACGUAAUGAUGAAAAACUUCUUCUUUGCACCCUCUUGCAUUCAGCUGAGCCAAGAAGACAGCUUUUCCACUGAAGCUUAAACAGGCAUUAACGCUUCUUUAGAUCUGAAGUCGCAGGUUAAGCUUGUCUGGUCUACAUUCCAGUGUGGGGAAAAAAAUUCAAUCAAUCUUUUACUCUGUUAAUUAUCUUGGAAACAAAUUCAUAGUAAUAGCUAUUUGGGGACCAGACAAAAUCAGCUUUCAUCUAUAAUUCAUCGGGAUAAUGGGGGAUUUAGAUAAUGUAUCAGAUUUAAACAAACCAGUUUGACCCACCCCUUAAGCGUUUAAAAUAAAAUAUGCAACACAAUGGAUGACUUGGUGGAGAUGGAAGCCCAUUGAUUGGGUUCCCCAUCCAAUCGUUUACAUACAAGUACACAGUUUUUAUAAUAAGGGUUCCUGUUAAAAGUCCUGUAAAGUUGAUGGCUUUCACCCAGAUAUAUCACAUGUGAGUGGAAGACCAGUGUGACUUCAUUAGAUACGUUUAGUGUAUUUAGAAUGUGUAAAUUUGUGCUUUGAACUGUAGUUUAAUAAAUGUAAAAUUGCAUCAUAGUAUUUGUUGUAUUUGACCUAAUGUAACCCUUGUAUGAUUGCAAUAAAACUUUGUGUAGAUUUCACUGUUUUUUCAGGCUAAAACUUUGGGAAAGGGGCUAGCUAGCAAAGGGAGUUUUGAAGUAGUUGUGUGUAUGGUCUGAGGGUUAGUUUUCUUUAUAGCCCAUUUAAGUUCGGUUUGGCUCAAUACACUUUUAGUUAUUUAAUUAGUAAUUUAAGUAAAGGUGUUUGGUAAAUCAUUGUGAAGUUGAGAUUUAUUAUGGAGAGUUGAUGUGCAGUAAGCAUGAUGUUUAACAAUUUUAACACCAAAAAUGUUGCCGGGCGGUGGUGGCGCACGCCUUUAAUCCCAGCACUCGGGAGGCAGAGCCAGGCGGAUCUCUGUGAGUUCGAGGCCAGCCUGGGCUACCAAGUGAGUUCCAGGAAAAGGCGCAAAGCUACACAGAGAAACCCUGUCUCGAAAAAACAAAAACAAAAAAACAAAACAAAACACCAAAAAUGUUAAUCCUGCAUAAAGCAAUUGUAAUAAUGGUAGGUGUUUCUGUAUAGAUAGGAUGCAUAGAGUACUUUAGUAAACCUUUGAGUCACAAAUCUUUUGGCCGAUAGAGAAGAUUUUAUUAAACACUGAAAACUUGGUGGGGAGGGGAAUGAGGCUGCAGAGGACUGCAGAACCCCGACCUUAAAGAAGGGCUAUGUCUAUUUCCAGAGUCCCGAGGCCCCUUCGCACAGACGUUGACAUGCAGAGGCCUUUGGGAGGUGAAGCACACUUUCUUCAGUUGCUCACUUGUAAUGGCAUCCAAUCAGAGGGGUUUCCUUACUGCCUCGAACCUGGUCCUUUAGUUUCCUGUUAUUUCCCUUUUGUUCAGCUUAGUAGUUCUUUCGCAGCUAAAGCUUGGUGGUGGGGAGGGAGUCAGCGUCACUAACCUGACACUCUGGCCAGGAAUUUGCUUUGUUCACUGCUAGUGUGUUAAUCCUAGGUCUCAGAAUCACAGUAGGAAUGAGACAACUCACAGGGGUCACUUUUCCUCACUCUAUGUUCACAAGUGGAAGUUCUGUCCCCAAGAGGAAAUGUGACUUCACUUUGGUGCCAAUGGACAGAACAUUCUACCUGUGCUACAUAGGAUUGUUUGGGAUGCACUUCAAUAGCUGGGUUUCCACCUUGAUUUCAAGGUGGAAAGCAAUUGAUCAUGAAUCUCUAAUUUCAAUCUCAAACCAGUAGGUGCUUAAUAUUUUUGAUUUGACUAUUGCCCACUUGAAUAUCAUGGGUUAUAUUAAUUAGAAAAAGAACUAAGAACCCCAGUCCAUUGUCAUCUAGUUGCCCUUGGACUUUUUUCCAAGGUGUAAUAAGGGGUUUUAGUCAAAAUUCCAAGCUACCAUGUAACUUUGAACUAACAAGGAGGAGGAAGUGUUCCUUACCUCCUUUGUAUUAUGCGUUGUUGUGGUCCAGAAAUGCCAAAACUUUAAAAGGAUGAUACAACUUGAGUCCUUGGUGUGACUGUACGGGCUUGGGCUUUGUAGCCUGUCAAUUCUGCCAUCUGCAUAGGAGAGUGGUUGUGUGUAAAACAGUCCAGAGUCGCAAAUCUCACCUGUGAAUGAUAGGUAAGCGUAGAGUGUAUUGUAUUUGAAGACUGUUUGCUAUAAAUCUAAAGGUAACCUAUGUAUUUCAAUUUGGAAUGCUUAAGAAUAAUUAAUGUAAAAUCUUUUUAUAUGAUAUUGUAAUCUCAGUUCAAAACUUAAUUGAAAUUAUAAAACCCAAAUGAUUUCUAUAUAUAGUAAAUUGAACUGUAAAGGUAACUUGUGUGUGAUUCUGAAUACACAGAUAAAAUGUUUUUAUUCCUCAUGCUUUACUUUGAUGGCUUCUAUCAUGAAAUAGACGUGAAAUUUUAUGAAUUGAUUGUGUGUAUAUUGCCCACGUUCUUUCAGAAUCUAUUAAAAGUAAAGUGAUCUGGGAAUUGCCUAGCACAA
Molecule: messenger RNA, 4632 nt
Organism: Peromyscus californicus insignis
Lineage: Eukaryota; Metazoa; Chordata; Mammalia; Rodentia; Cricetidae
Gene: Azin1
Product: antizyme inhibitor 1
Exons: 13
Coding region: 817-2163 (448 amino acids)
Biological process (GO): negative regulation of protein catabolic process; positive regulation of polyamine transmembrane transport
Cellular component (GO): cytoplasm
Molecular function (GO): ornithine decarboxylase activity; ornithine decarboxylase activator activity
Source: RefSeq, a predicted model, not a curated record